CAAUGGAUGGGACUGCUGGGGACAUAUGUUUACUAAUGCUGUCUGGAUGUGCAGGGAGGGAAGCCGAGAGGAAAGGAACACAACAAGAUUAACAUCACCUCUCCUGGAUCUUACUGACACCUACCCAUGAGCCCCCUCUUUUUCCAUUUAAUGUAACCAGCAUCCUUACCCACUGAGCACCGACCGACACAGGACAUCCAUGGACGUUGAAAAGUAGUUGAAAUUUGGUCAGUCCGCCCUGGCCUUGAUUUCAAUGUCCACAAACAUAGAUUUUUGAACCCUGCAGGUACUUGGCUCAUCGCAGGCUCUGCGGUCUCUCGGGUUGGGCUAGAUCUCUUGGCUGGACUUCCUCAAUGAUAAUUACACAUUUAGACACUUAAGCUCAGUGAACAAAUACAACUCUUUAACCCAAUUCAUCCUAUGUUUUCAAGGACAUUGAGGACCUCAACAUGUUGCUACUUAUGAAGAGACUGGCAUAAGAUAUCUAAGGACAACAUCCCAGAAACACUGAGCACCAAUGUCAGAGGAGUACAGUGACAGGAGCACAGGUCACGUGACGUCAUAUCAGGCAGUAAUCGCUGAAUUCUUAUCAUACCACUCUACGUCAGCUGUAGAGUUUUACAUUUCAGUCAUUUAGCAGACACUCUUAGGGUUAAGUGCCUUGCUCAGGGGCACAUUGACAGAUUUUUCAACUAGUCAGCUUAGGGAUUCAAACCAUCGACCUUUCGGUUACAGGCCCAAUGCUCUUAACCGCAAGGCUACCUGCCACACAGUUCUGACCUCACUGUUUCCUACCACGCUGUCAUGAUUACAUGCACCAUACCCACACUCCGUCACACUCCAUAACCUCUCACCCACCUGGGAGCCCUUCCAUAGCCUGGGUAGACUCAUCACCUUGGACACUAUUGGACACUCCACCCUUCAGAAAUGACCGGUACCCAGCUCAUGAACUAUCCCACCACAAACUCUCCGUUCAGUUCUCCCAGCUCCAACUCUAUUCAGCUCCAUUCAGCUGCCAUGACAUCCCCAGUCCCCCCUUUUUCCCGGGCCACCUCAGUCCCCUCGCCGCAACUGCCUCCGGCCCUGUGGCCCCCGCUGGACUUUGCCUUUGGAGCGUUGUCGUGCUGCGGGGCCUGUGUGUUCACUAACCCCCUGGAGGUGGUAAAGACACGGCUGCAGCUACAGGGAGAGCUGCGGGCGCGGGGGUCCUACCAGCAGCACUACCGCGGGGUGCUGCAGGCCCUGUGGGUGGUGGGGAAGACGGAUGGGCUCCGCGGGCUGCAGAAGGGGCUCUCGGCUGGGCUGAUGUACCAGAGUCUGAUGAACGGUGUGAGGCUGGGCUUCUACUCCUACUGUGAUGCUGUGGGGGUCACUGCAGCCCCUGGAGGGAGUCUGAUGUCAGGGGCCGUGGCCGGGGCUCUGGGGGCCUUCAUUGCCUCUCCUGCCUAUCUGGUGAAGACACAUUUACAGGCCCAGACAGUCGAGGCCAUCGCAGUGGGUCACCAGCACAACCAUCAGGGUGUGUCGAGUGCCUUCGCCAAUAUCUACCGGCGGGAGGGCGUGGUGGGGCUGUGGAGGGGUGUGAACGGGGCUGUGCCUCGAGUGAUGGUGGGAUCAGCCGCCCAACUAGCUACCUUCAGCUCCGCCAAGGAAUGGGUGACACGUCUACAGUGGUACAGUCCAAACAGCUGGCUGGUUGCCUUGACAGCUGCCUGUAUCAGUGGAGUUGCCGUGACAAUCACCAUGACGCCGUUUGACGUCAUCAGCACACGCCUCUACAACCAGCCAGUGGAUGAGCGUCAUAGGGGUCGUCUGUACCUGGGCUUCUCAGACUGUCUGGUGAAGGUGUGCCGGACAGAGGGUCUUCUGGGGCUGUAUAAAGGCAUGGGCCCUGUGUUCUUCCGCCUGUGCCCUCACACCGUUCUCAGCAUGCUCUUCUGGGACCUGAUGAGACAACGGGCCUUUCAGGACGUCCAGAACCAGAGCUGAAGAGAAGAGGAUAUUCUGCCAAUCCUGGAGGACAAUGGAAGUUGAUUUAAAAAAUACUUAUUCAUUACUAAAACCAACAUGUUUGGGCCUGCUGUCUUCAUCAGAGCCGGAGCUAAGACAGAAGGCCUCAUAUGGUGGACAGAGUUUAAUGAAUAACUGGUCCGUUGGUAGAGACGAGCAGUAGAUGCUCUUUGUGACGGCAGUGUGUAAAGUUGGUGGAGAGACGAGGAGGAGGAGACGCUCUCGAUUCCACAGAAUAGACUUGCACUCCCUCAGGGGUUGACAGGAAGGACACAUAAUGGCUUGACAUACACUGAGUGUACAAAACAUUAGGAACACCUUCCUAAUAUUGAGUUGCACCCCCUUUUGCCCUCAAAACA
Messenger RNA from Coregonus clupeaformis (lake whitefish), 2369 nucleotides. RefSeq names its product solute carrier family 25 member 34 (gene slc25a34). The record is from RefSeq and is a predicted model, not a curated record. Bases 928 to 1989 code for a protein of 353 amino acids. NCBI's taxonomy places the organism in Eukaryota, Metazoa, Chordata, Actinopteri, Salmoniformes, Salmonidae. The transcript is spliced from 7 exons.